AUGUGGGAUGAAUGGAAACACAUAUUUCUUACGGUGGCAGAUAGGCAUGCACCACCGAUUACUAAAAAAGUAAGAAGUGAAUAUGCUCCAUGGAUUACCAGUGAAAUUAAAAAUAUGAUGCACCGUAGGGACUUCUUGAAAAGAAAGGCAGUAAAAACUGGAUCUAAACAAUUUCAUGACGCUUUUACCAAAGCACGAAAUGAGCUUAACAAAUUGAUUAAAAGAACAAAGACAGACUAUUUUACAAAUACUCUUAACAACUGUGAAAAUAAUCCAAAACAGAUGUGGAAAACAAUUAAUAAGCUUACCAAUAAAAAUUCGAAAACGACUAUUAUCACAGAAGUUAAGCACGAAAGCCAAAGUGCUACAGAUGUCUCUUCUAUAACAAAUAUCUUUAAUACAUAUUUCAAUGAAAUCGGAAUGAAUUUAGCGAGCAACAUGGAGCAAUCUACAAGGUCACCCGAGACAUAUCUUUCGAGCUGCAAUUCACAAUUUCAGAUACAGAAUGCUACUGUAAUAGAAGUUCAUAAAAUACUGUCUUCUAUUAACGUUUCUAAGUCAACAGGGCACGAUGGAAUAUCUAAUAAACUUCUAAAAGAUUCAGCUGAUAUAGUAUCUUACUCUCUUUCAUUAAUAUUCAACACAUCCAUAAAUACAGGUAUAUUCCCAAACGAUUUCAAAACAGCAAUAAUCUCACCAAUACACAAAGCAGGAUGCAAAACUGAAUGCAAUAACUAUAGGCCAAUCUCAAUCCUAUCUAGCGUUGCCAAAAUUUUUGAAAAACUUAUUACCCAACAACUGGAAACUUAUCUUGAAACGAAUGGGUUACUUGUACAACAACAAGCUGGUUUUAGAAAGAAACACUGUACGCAGACUUCUCUCCUUAGCAUUACAAAUCAAUGGUUUAUUGACAUGGAUAAGGGAAAUUUGAAUGGUGUUAUCUUUCUUGACUUAAAAAAAGCAUUCGAUUGUGUUGAUCAUAGUAUUCUAUUAAGAAAACUUUAUAAUUAUGGAAUAAGAGGAAAAUCAUUUCAAUGGUUCCAGUCCUAUCUCUCUGAUAGAGUACAAAUGUGUAAAGUUAACCAAACAUUAUCUAACAAAAAAAUCGUUAAAUGUGGUGUGCCACAGGGCUCAAAUCUUGGCCCAUUAUUGUUUUUAUUAUAUAUAAACGAUCUUCCAAAUUGCUUGUCUUCAUCGGCUGCUAGCAUGUUUGCCGAUGAUACAAAUAUUUCUACACAUGGCUCAUCAGCGGCAGAAAUUCAGGAACAACUAAACCAUGACUUAGACAACAUACACCAAUGGUUGCUGGCCAAUAAGCUUACUUUGAAUAAAGAAAAGACCGAAUAUAUGGUAAUUGGGUCUAGACAAAGAUUAUCUAAAGUAUUAAAUGAGCCGGAAAUCCACGUAGGCGAAACAACAAUUAAACGA
Paramuricea clavata is the source of this 1428-nucleotide messenger RNA. Lineage: Eukaryota; Metazoa; Cnidaria; Anthozoa; Malacalcyonacea; Plexauridae. The record is from the annotation of a GenBank genome assembly.